Messenger RNA from Aspergillus lentulus, 1077 nucleotides. Its product is annotated as zinc-binding alcohol dehydrogenase family protein. NCBI's taxonomy places the organism in Eukaryota, Fungi, Ascomycota, Eurotiomycetes, Eurotiales, Aspergillaceae. The record is from RefSeq and is a predicted model, not a curated record. Gene Ontology annotation, molecular function: oxidoreductase activity, acting on NAD(P)H.
AUGAAAGAAGCGAUUGUCAGGAAGGACCUGUCAGUAGACAUUGUCCAUUCGCCUAUCCCUAAACCAAAGCCUGGACAUGUAUUGAUCAAGGUUAUCGUCGCGGGUUCCAACCCGAAGGACUGGAAGCUCCCGGCCAUGUUCGGUACGGAAAUAAAUAGCGGUGACGAUAUUGCCGGUACCAUUGAAGCCGUGGGAGAAGAUGUUGUCGGAUUUCGCAAAGGGGACCGCGUAGCCGCCUUUCAUGAGAUGAGGACUGCUCACGGGGCAUUUGCCGAGUACGCUGUUGCACCCUACUACACUACCUUCCACAUUCCGGACUCGACCUCAUAUGAGGAGGCGGCCACAAUUCCUUUGGCUGCCUACACAUCCGCCUGCGCGCUCUUUCAAGACCUUGAGCUCCCUGAACCCUGGUCUCCACUCGCCAAGUCCGCGGGCAAAAAAGGCAUCAAGCGUCCUUUAAUUAUCUAUGGCGCUAGUACUGCUACAGGAGCCUUCGCUAUCAAGCUUGCUGCAGCUGCCAAUAUUCACCCUAUCAUCGCUGUUGGCAGCAAGCGGAGCGACUUCAUCAAGCCAUUCCUCGACGAAACCAAGGGAGAUGUUCUUAUCGACUAUACUGCUCAUUUGACAGAGGAGAGCCUUAUCAAGGCGAUUCAAGAGGCUGUCAAAAAGGGGGGUGCUCCUGACGGUCGCUGCUGGAAGGCCUAUGAUACCGUUUCUGAAGACAAGACGAUUAGGCUUGUUACUAACGCGAUUGCUGGCCCCGCAGACGCUACGGGUCAGAGGCCGAGGGUAACUAAUAUCUUCCUUAAAACCGAGGUCGAGGGCUCCGACCCGAGUGUUGACAUUGUCUUCUCUAUGGUGGGACAAGUUCACUACGAGGACGAGAAUGAUAAGCUUAUCGGUGUGAUCUGGGGAGCAGCUUUCUCCCGGGGUUUGCGCGAGGGAUGGCUCACACCUCAUCCCUACAUGACGGGCAAAGACGGCCUCGAGAGCUUGUCUGAAGGCUUACAGGGUCUAAGAGACGGCAAAAUCCGCGCCCAAAAGUGUUUAACCCGCCUCGACAAAGCGUCUGCAUGA